Molecule: messenger RNA, 354 nt
Organism: Prunus armeniaca (apricot)
Lineage: Eukaryota; Viridiplantae; Streptophyta; Magnoliopsida; Rosales; Rosaceae
Source: the annotation of a GenBank genome assembly
AUGAUUUGUGACUAUGCGACACCAGUGAUGUUCCCCGAAGGUAAAAACAUAUUUCAAAUGGGGCACCCAGUUGAUCGCAUGCUCUUCAUUAUAGAAGGCACUGUCUUGACCUACAGCACAACUAACGGUGCCUCCUCAUCAAUUGUCACCAAGCAACUUGGGAAAGGGCAUAUUUAUGGAGAAGAGCUUCUGAUGUGGGCAUCGCCCAACAAAUCUAAGGUUGACAAGCUUCCUACCUCCACCGAAAUUGUGAAAUGUCAUACAAAAGUAGAAGGCUUUGCUCUCUCAGCCAAGGACUUGAUAAGUGUAGCCUCCAAAUGCCGACGCUGGUGGAACUUAGACAAUGACCCUUGA